Molecule: messenger RNA, 321 nt
Organism: Bactrocera tryoni
Lineage: Eukaryota; Metazoa; Arthropoda; Insecta; Diptera; Tephritidae
Exons: 1
Coding region: 1-321 (106 amino acids)
Source: RefSeq, a predicted model, not a curated record
AUGUCUUAUGCUACACUCGUCAACACUUGCUUUGCGGCUGAGCAAAGCAUCCCCAAGCCACACUAUACACCGCGCAAGGCACUGCGGAAGGCUUGCAAGCUGCUGCGCCGCUUUUUUCGCCCCUCCACGUCGGGCAAGGUAAUCAUCACCGCCGAGAAGCAAAUCGAGGAAGAGCUGUCGCCAAAAAUAACAGAGAUGUGUCGCAAAACCGACCUCAGCAUGCGCACCAAUUGCUCCGCACUCAGCGUCGAAGAGUAUGAGAAUCAGCUGAAUGAGUUAGCCGAGUUGGAAGCCGCCAUCAAGUCGUUCACUGCUGAGUAA